This is a messenger RNA of Schistosoma guineensis, 1089 nucleotides long. NCBI's taxonomy places the organism in Eukaryota, Metazoa, Platyhelminthes, Trematoda, Strigeidida, Schistosomatidae. The record is from the annotation of a GenBank genome assembly.
AUGACAACUCACUCAUCAGGAGACAUUAGAGUUUUUUCCCGCGACUUUACGUCAGAGAAAUUUCAGCUAAAUGCAUCAGGAUUGAUUUGCACAGCAAAAUUAGCGGCAAACCAAAUUGUUGCCGGAGGAAAAGAAUUAGCCUUGCGAGUGUGGGAUAUAAACAACCACAGCUCGCCAAUUUUCACUGCUAAAAACGUCCGCUCCUCUGUACUGGAACUUUCUGUCCCCAUAUGGAUUGCUGAUAUUAGCGUUGUACCUAAGUCUAAUGGAAAGCUCAUAUUAACCGCCUCGAGAUAUGGCGAGCUGGACAUAUACGACCUUCGAUGUGGCCAACGUCGACCUGUUGCUCGUCACGCAUGGCGUACAAGUCGCAAACAUGGAAAACUCCAUGUUGGUUCCGGAAAGCACAGUGCAGUGCUUCCGGAUUUGACCACUACUAGACCAAUCACAAAAGCAGUAGCUUACGAUAACUCUCCAGGCAUAGGAUUACGUGUUGUUGCUGGGAACGCAGUUGGUGAACUAUCUGUUUUGGAUUUAAGACUCCCUCCAGAAUAUUCUAAUUUGAAUUCCUCCGAUGGCCCUGGUGUUAUACCAGUUAGAAGCUACGGAUCUCGAGCACCUGACCCACCUUCUGGUGUUCGAUGUCUUGCUGGAGCUUCAGGUUGUAUAACACAUUUAAUAUGUGGUGGAACUGAUGAAGAAAAUACAUUUCCGUUCAUGGAAGCAGCUAUAAAUAGUGAACCAAUCAUUCUAGCAUCUUCGCUAGAUCGGUAUUUGCGACUUUAUAAUCGCGAUACUGGAAAGCGUCUUGGAAAGAUAUAUGUUAAAGUCCCUGUAACAUCAUUUCUUGUCCGUAGAAAUGCAAGCUUUGCGAAUAUUGAGAACUUUUUAAAGAAAGACAAUGAUAUUAGUGUUUCAAACGAAGAAGAAAAAGUUGAAAGUUCUUACGGCAUAUCUAAGACAGAACAAAAAGAAUUUGAAGACUUGUGGAAUCAAAUACCAGUUGUCGACAACGAUAAUGACGGUGUUAAUGAAGGCGGUAAAAGGACCACUGGGUUUAAAAUUGGUAAACGGAGGCGCAAGAAGUAG